AUGAUGAUGAUUUCUUCCUCUUUCUCUUCUUGUUUGCAUUCGCCGAAUCUUCUUUUGUCGGCGAAUUCUCGUCGAAACACCACCCCGGGGUUGUUCCGCGUCGUCGGCGCCGUUCGAGCGUCGUCGUCGACGAGAAGAACAGCUCGAUUUCGAGGAGGCUCUUUCUUCGGCGCUUUUUUGUCGUCUUCGUCUUCGGAACGAGCUUUCCCACGGCUUCUUCGUCGUCUUUCUCGGGGCGCAAAAUCACUAGCCGGUGGUGGAGGAGGGGUGGAUGGCGUUGAGACCUUAAACGACAAAAUCGCCUCGCAAGCGGCUUUGGUGAAAGGAUUGAAAGCGGACGGGAAGACGAACCAAGACGAGGAGGUGAAAGCAGCGGUGACGAUUUUGAAGGCGUUGAAAGCAGAGCUGGAGGAGGGCGAGAUUAGGACGGAAACGACGAGGGAAGCGAUUUUGGGCGACGGCGGCGGCGAAGAGAAGAAGAAGAAGACGCAAAAGAAAGGAGGAGGAGGAGGAGGGAAAAAGAAAGGCGGCGGCGGCGGCGAGCAGUCGUCUGGUUCUUCUCCGGAGGAAGUUAGAGCAGUGCGCAUUGAGAAAAUGGCGCAGUUGAAAACGUCGAAUCAAGAGCCGUUCGCGUAUAGGUUUGAUCGAACAAACACGGCGGCGAAAUUGCAAGCCGCGUAUCCGGAUUCGGUUUUGGCGAAAGGCUGCGAGUUGGAAAACGGAACGAGAGAGAAAGUGUGCGGCAGAGUGACGGCGAGAAGGGUUUUUGGGAAACUCGCGUUUAUGACCUUGACGGAUGCGAGCGGGACGAUUCAGUUGUAUUGCGACGAGUCGAGGAUCGAUCAGGAGCAGUUUGAGACGAUCAAAACCUUAAUCGAUGUCGGCGAUAUCGUCGGGUGCGAAGGGCCUUUGAAACGGACGGAUAAAGGUGAAUUGUCGAUUGUCGUGGAAGAUGUGAAGGUUUUAACAAAGUCAUUGAGAAAUUUACCGGAUAAGUGGCACGGUUUGCAAGAUGUUGAGAUUAAAUAUCGACAAAGAUACGUGGAUUUAAUCGCGUCGUCGGAUUCGAGAGAUACUUUUUAUCAAAGAACAAAGAUUAUCAAAACGAUGAGAAGGUAUUUGGAAGACGAGUUGGAGUUUAUGGAGAUGGAGACGCCGAUAAUGCACACGGUUUCCGGCGGAGCGGACGCUAAACCAUUCAACACGCACCACAACGCUUUAAAUAUGGAUUUAACGUUACGAAUCGCGACCGAGUUACACUUGAAGCGCUUAGUCAUCGGCGGAUUUGAAAGAGUGUAUGAAAUUGGACGCAUUUUUCGAAACGAAGGAUUAUCGACCAGGCAUAACCCUGAAUUUACGUCUAUCGAGUUGUACCAAGCGUACGGUGACGUGAGCGACAUGUUGGAGUUGACUGAGGAAGUCAUCUGUAGAUGCGCGGCGGCGGUGAGCCCGUCUAAAAAAUUAGAACCCAUCCAAUACGGAGACGAAACGAUCGAUUUAACGAAAAGACCGUGGAGACGUGCGAGCAUGAACGAUUUAGUCAUCGAAGCGUGCAAUGUGGACGUGUUGAAUGGCUUCGAUGGUGAUUUAGAAAAAGCGAAAGCGGCGUGCGAACCGGCUUUAAAAGCGCACUCGAAACAAGCCGGCGCUUCCAUCCCGGCCGUUCGAGAUUCGCCAAACCUAGGAACUUUGUUGAACGAAAUGUUUGAAGCGACCGUCGAGGGAACUUUACGCCAACCAACGUUCGUUCUCGAUCACCCGAUCGAGAUCUCUCCUCUUGCGAAACCGCAUCGAGACAAAAAAGGCGUCACCGAACGUUUCGAACUCUUCGUCGUCGGUCGAGAGUUGGCCAACGCGUUUUCGGAGCUCACCGACCCUAUCGAUCAAAGAGAACGAUUCGAAAAACAGUCGCGAGCGCACGCAGAAACUCAACGCGCCGCGCUCGUUCGCGCCGAGAAAAAAGUCGAACGCGGCGAUAAAGACGCCGGCGACGUGUUGAAGGAAACCACGGACGAUAUUUACGAGUUUCCGAUUGACGAAGAUUUCAUCAACGCUUUGGAAUACGGAAUGCCGCCGUGUGGGGGAUUAGGCAUAGGCGUCGAUAGAUUGGUGAUGUUACUCACGAAUUCACCGAGCAUUCGAGACGUGAUCGCGUUUCCCACGCUCAAAAACGAAGAUUAG
Messenger RNA from Bathycoccus prasinos, 2181 nucleotides. Its product is annotated as lysyl-tRNA synthetase. Lineage: Eukaryota; Viridiplantae; Chlorophyta; Mamiellophyceae; Mamiellales; Bathycoccaceae. The record is from RefSeq and is a predicted model, not a curated record. The transcript has a single exon. Gene Ontology annotation, biological process: lysyl-tRNA aminoacylation. Gene Ontology annotation, molecular function: tRNA binding; lysine-tRNA ligase activity; ATP binding. Gene Ontology annotation, cellular component: cytosol; cytoplasm. Bases 1 to 2181 code for a protein of 726 amino acids.